Tetrahymena thermophila SB210 is the source of this 921-nucleotide messenger RNA. Its product is annotated as cyclic nucleotide-binding domain protein. Gene Ontology annotation, molecular function: GTPase activator activity; protein binding. The transcript has 11 exons. The record is from RefSeq and is a predicted model, not a curated record. NCBI's taxonomy places the organism in Eukaryota, Ciliophora, Oligohymenophorea, Hymenostomatida, Tetrahymenidae.
AUGAUAUAAUAGAUUAAAUAUUACAACAACUUAGAGGAAUUUUAAAACUCUUCACUUAAAUCUCACUAAUUUCUCGAUAUUGAUAUGAGUGGCAAUUAAAUUGGUGCAAUUGGAGCAUCAUAAUUAGGUUUUGCUUUAGAAAAUUGCACUAAUCUCUCAAAUUUAUCACUAAGACUUCGUGGCAAUUAAAUUGGUGCAAUUGGUGUAUAAGGCUUAGGUUCUGCUUUAGCAAAUUGCACAAAUCUCUCAAAUUUGACACUUAUAAUUGACUGCAACUAAAUUGGCGACGAAGGUGCAUCAGGCUUAGGUUCUGCUUUAGCAAAUUGCACUAAUCUCUCAAGUUUCACACUUAGGCUUGGUGACAAUUAAAUUGGUAAUGAGGGUGCAUAAGGUUUAGCUUUUGCUAUUGCAAAAUUCAUUAAUCUCUCAAAUUUAGCACUUUACCUUGAUUUCAAUUAAAUUGGUGCAAUUGGUGCAUCAAGCUUAAUCUCUGCUAUAGCAAAUUGCACUAAUCUCUAAAAUUUGAUACUUGAACUUUAUUUCAAUUAAAUUGGUGAUGAAGGUACAUUAGGCUUAAGGUCUGUUUUAGCAAAUUGCGCUAAUCUCUUAAAUUUGACUCUUUACCUUAGUUGCAAUUAAAUUGGUGACAAAGGUGCAUAAAAUUUAGGUUCUGCUUUAGCAAAUUGCAGUAAUCUCUCAAGUUUGACACUUAUUCUUGAUGACAAUUAAAUUGGUGCAAUUGGUGCAUCAGGCUUAAGUUUUGCAACAAAUUGCUCUAAUUUUUCAAAUUUGACACUCAGUCUUAAUAACAAUUAAAUUGGUGAGGAAGGUGCAUAAGGCUUAGGUACUGCUUUAGCAAAUUGCACUAAUCUCUCAACUUUGACACUUAAACUUUAGUAAAAACAGUUUAUUAGUUUAUGA